This is a messenger RNA of Oryzias melastigma (Indian medaka), 1736 nucleotides long. RefSeq names its product flocculation protein FLO11. The record is from RefSeq and is a predicted model, not a curated record. NCBI's taxonomy places the organism in Eukaryota, Metazoa, Chordata, Actinopteri, Beloniformes, Adrianichthyidae. The transcript is spliced from 5 exons. Bases 237 to 1004 code for a protein of 255 amino acids.
AUUGUGGGGACUGGGGAGGGAUGAACCCGUCAUCAGCGCUCACCCCCCAUCUCUUUAAACGAAACCCUCCGCGUGUUUUUCCGUUCCGGCGGCCACACCCACGCUGCUCUUCUGCCCGACUCCCCCAGGAUAUUUUUAGCGCCGAUGAGGCGCCCCGCCGAGCCACGUAACGGAAACACCAGACCGACAGAGCAGAGCCCAGGAGAGCCCGAUCCUGCGCCAUCCGCUCGGAGGAGAUGAGACUGGAGGUUCGGUUGGUGUUCGGCACGCUGGUGCUGAUAACCGGAUCAACGCAGGCAGCAGAUCUGAGCCGGCCACAGCCUCCUGCCCCCACCUCAGCCCUGCCCCUCAACCAUGAGACUUCAGAACCUGAAACCGCCCCCCAGAUGGAAGGCACCGCCCAUCCAGAGAGUCCCACAAAUGAAGAACUGACCGCUAGUUUUUUCCUCUCAAACCCCACGGUGGCUUCACUAACACCCUCUGACACAACUGCUCACCCCGACACCCCAUCCUUCUCAGCUGCUGCCGACAGCCUUUCAUCCACGCUGACCUCCCAGAGCUCCGCCCCUAAACAGGCCCCAACCACUGAGAGCACAACCCUUUUAAGCACCUUUUCAUCUCAGUCAGUCGCCACUGUCCGCAGCUCCACUGCCCCCACCCCCACACAGCCAUCAACACUAUCCGCGACCUCCAAGCAAACCACAAGUCCCCCUCUGACCACAGCGCCAGGCCGGCCCCCCGCAGGGCCGACGCACCACGAUGUUCCAUCUGAGCUGAAUGUCGGAGAUGAAGACCUGAGGGGCUUCCACCUCCACAAAAACUCUCCCCUUGAUCCUCUGCUGGCUGGCCUGCUCUCAGUCUUCAUCGUCACCACCGCCGUUGUCUUCAUCGCCCUCUUCCUCAAGUUCCGCCAGCGCAUGAACCACCCGGAGUUCCACCGUUUGCAGGACCUCCCCAUGGAUGAUCUGAUGGAGGACACGCCACUCUCCAGAUACUCCUACUGAUGGACGCUUGAGUCAUUCGACACGUUUGAAACAACAAAUGAAGGCAGAGUUUAAAGGUAGCAGCUGUGGAUGAAAACAGAGCCGGUGCCAGCCAGGCUUCUGAUGAGUUUUGUAAUGUAAAUCCUUUAGAGUGGAGAUUCCAGCUCACACUAACAUUCGUCCACAUUCCCUUCGUCGCUCUGGAGACCGUUUGGAACCGGUUGCUGUUGUUAUAAACCAACAGAAAGAAAAGACACAGCUGCUACUUUGACUGCCUCCUCAUGAAAAUGCACCACAAAUGGUCAUACUGCCCUCUAGGGGACAAGUUGGGUAAUGUGGAUGCAUGGAUGCUUUCACCUCAGGGUAAUGCAAGCAGAUGUAUAUAUAUAUAUAUAUAUAUAUAUAUAUAUAUAUAUAUACAGUACAAAAUACAGUCACAGACUGGAGAAGUUAGAUAUUUAAAGACCUUCAAGGGAGGGUUUGAUGACCAAAUAUUAGUAAGUGCACUUUCAAACUGCUGCCUUUAGAACAUUUAACCCAUCAAUACAUGACAAAAUCUAAUGCUACAGCUCAUCUAUAAAUGUAUUCAACCUGUACAGCUCUAGCUUGACAGUAUUGUAAAACUUGAAAUUGUAGUUUUUGCAAAGGAUGAAAAUGUUUUGGCGCUUUUGACCUGGUGUCACUUGAAGCACAGACAGUAAUGUGCGAUUGAACGCCACUGGAUUGUGAGAAUAAAUGUGACAAUGAACUUGG